Messenger RNA from Zootermopsis nevadensis, 696 nucleotides. Its product is annotated as EKC/KEOPS complex subunit TPRKB. The record is from RefSeq and is a predicted model, not a curated record. Lineage: Eukaryota; Metazoa; Arthropoda; Insecta; Blattodea; Termopsidae. Gene Ontology annotation, biological process: tRNA threonylcarbamoyladenosine modification. Gene Ontology annotation, cellular component: nucleus; EKC/KEOPS complex; cytosol.
UUACAUUUUCUCUUCCAUACCAUUCAUGAACAAUCCUGACAAUCAAAAUAUUGCUGUAGCUGCAAACAAAGCUGUCAUUAGCAAAAUGCAAGACAAGAUGACUACAAAAACACUUCAUACAGAGAUUCUGUACAACUUAUCGACCUCUAGAAACAUAACCCAAUCGCUAAUGAAAUUUGGAGUUGGAGAGUCUGAUAAGAACAUGUUAGUGGGCGUAAUCGAAGAGAGUGGUGAGGAUAGAACUGACAAUGUACUUUCGCAUUUCAAGGGAAUUAUUUCUCCAAUUGAGGAGUUACCGAAGUUUUCUGAUACAGCAUUGAUUAAGAAAACAUACAAGAUUAAAGACUCUGAAUUGGCAGUGUCAACAUUGACAGACUCUGUUGUCACAAGAAUUGCUACAAGAGAUUUUACUUCUGUAUAAAAAUAUCUCCUAGGCCAUAUGCUGUGCCACUUCUACCAAAUAUUGUUAAUACAGAUGUAUCUUAAUAAAUAACCUUAUAUAAUGAUAAUGUUAUUAGGGAAAAUAUUUUCUUCUGUAAACAAGGUCUAUAGCUGAGAAAGGUACAUUUUUUAUUAUUUGGCAUCAGAAGAAUUGCAGUCACAGCACUGAAAAAUAUAAUUUUCAACAGUAUCAUCAUCACCGAUAUAUUUCUGCAUUAAGAUGAUAGCUGUCUUUAUUCUCCUUCUGAUAAUGUU